Molecule: messenger RNA, 2673 nt
Organism: Penicillium canariense
Lineage: Eukaryota; Fungi; Ascomycota; Eurotiomycetes; Eurotiales; Aspergillaceae
Product: 5'-methylthioadenosine/S-adenosylhomocysteine nucleosidase family protein
Exons: 4
Coding region: 1-2673 (890 amino acids)
Biological process (GO): nucleoside metabolic process
Molecular function (GO): catalytic activity
Source: RefSeq, a predicted model, not a curated record
AUGGAGACUGGCGGCCUAAUAGAAGAAGCCGCACAGCUGUGCGUCGAGCGCUUCACCCAGUGCCUUAAAGUCCCAGCACUCAUGGAAAAUGAGUGGGCUGAGAACCGACUUGCUGAUAUGAAAUUAUGGAUAUCGGGUACUGGAGCCUGCGCCCGAGGACGAGCUGCCUUGGACUCAAGAUUAGCCUCGAGGCCUGAAGCUCGCGAUGUGAUCGCCAAUUUAUUGCACCUGCUUGGUACUGUGAUUGACGAUUGCCGGAUGCAGAGUCAAACAAAUGAACUUUCCCACAGUUAUCAAGGUCAGGAAGACUCUGCUUCUUCUGCGGACGAAGGCCAAGGCCGGGCAUUUUCUCCAUGGUCCGACGAUUCCAGCUGUGAUGACCAGUCGAAAGACGCUUACAAUGUGAAAGCUUCGUCGGGAAAUCCGUUGCGAGAGUCAAUGUAUAACGUCGAGUCGAUGCAAGAUCAACUUGCCCGCAUUGCGGUUGCCGUUCGUCGCUCUGGGAGGCGUUCACGGUUGCAAAAGGCCGAUCAGCGGUUUAACGCAACAGAACACCAGGAACUGGAGGGCCACCUGCUCGGAAUGUUGCUCACUCAACUAAAGUGGCACCCCGGAGAACGAGACUCAUCGAAAUUGAACGAGGUACAACUGCGACUGAUACAUUGUAACUUGAAGCGUCGGAAUCGCUUUUUGUAUGCACAACAACAUUCUAGGGGUCUGGAUGCUGGCUCCAUACGACGUACAAGCUACAAGCAGAGCAAGCAAGCUGGAUGGGCACAGGAAGAGAUAAUCGGAGGAAAGCCGGAUUUGAAGCCCUCAAAUGAUGGACCAAAUCACGCCAAUAACACAACCAUCACUGGAACCAGUGCAUCUAAAGUGUCCGAUAACUUCAAGUUACAACCCGAUCGUGUUGCACUCGCCGCAUCUUCAAUCAUUUCGACCACGGCAAUCGACCUAGAUUAUCCCCGCCCCCCUCGAUUCGACGAUGAUGCGCAUCUCUUUCGAAAACAUAUCACAGAUGACUUGAGUCCUUACACCUGUAUCUUGGCCGGCUGCGAUCAACCUGAUGUCCUUUUCAGUACAAAGGAAACUUGGAAACAGCACAUGCUGAACGAUCAUAGCAGCGCGACAUAUUGGAUUUGCUUUGCAUGUGGCGAUGGGUCACAAUUCAAUGACAAGCAAGCCUUUUUGCAGCACCUGAAGUCCAAGCAUGCAGCGACUAUUCCACCAGACCAGAUUUCGGUCCUCGUUGAGUUGUCUAAGAAGACUACACCAGCAGAAAUCCCACGCUGCCCACUGUGCAACUGGCCAGAGGAAGAGGGGGCUAACAGUGAUGAGAGGAUUCACGACAGCUCCGAAAAGGUUUAUAGUUGGCUGAUCCAGAAUGAAAUUCAGGCGAAGCACAGUAUAGAACGACCUUCGCGCGAGAAGAGGAUCUGGCACUCUGAGUAUUUUCAGCAAAAUGCCUACUUUGCUGGAAGCUCAAAAGCGUCGUCUUCGAGUGAGCCUGAUUCUGAUAGGUCGAGAGAGAACGAACUGGAGGAACUAAGAAGGGCGGGAGAAUCGAUCGUCCAUGAAACUGGAGAGGCUGCUGAGCUGGCAUCUCAAGGAAAACAAGCUGAAGAAGAUAUAGAACCCGUUCCUGGAGACUCGGAGGGCUACACUGUGGGCUGGAUAUGCGCCAUAGCCACCGAGUAUAUUGCUGCCCAAGCAUUUCUCGAUGAACGGCAUCUUGGCCCCACUCAUCUGCCGCCUGACAACCAAAACGCUUACACCUUGGGCAGAAUUGGGAAACAUAACGUGGUUAUCUCUGUUAUGCCUAUGGGGGAGUAUGGCAGCUCCUCGGCAGCACGCGUGGUGGUAGAUAUGUUGCAUAGCUUCCCCAAUAUCUGCCUCGCCCUGAUGGUUGGCAUUGGGGGCGGUGCACCCAGCCCAAAACACGAUAUCCGUUUGGGUGAUAUUGUCGUCGGCAUUCCUCAUAACGGCCGAAGCGGUGUCAUUCAGUAUGACUUUGGUCAUACGAUACGGAGCCACAUCAUCCGGGUCAUUAGUUCUCUCAACCAGCCACCUACUACCCUACGUGCUGCAGUAACCGGGCUCGCAGCUCAAUACGAGAGGGAAGGCCAUCAGCUUGACCUAACAGUUAGUAAGAUCCUUGAGCAGAAUCCCCGGCUACGAAAAAGAUAUGGGCGCCCAGACUGCGAGAGUGAUCGGCUUUACCAAAGUCACAUUAUCCAUGUCUCAGAUGGUGAAUCACCAUGCAUAUCGAAAUGUGGAGAUGAUCCAUCCUGUUUAGUUUCACGUAUUCCACGCACCGAGGACGAUGACAAUCCCGCAAUACAUUACGGGCUUAUAGUAUCGGCCAAUCAGCUUAUGAAAGAUGCCUUGAUUCGAGACAAAAUGGCGGCGGAAGAGCACAUUCUAUGUUUUGAAACGGGAGCGGCGGGGCUUAUGAAUCACUUCCCUUGCCUCGUGAUCCGUGGCAUCUGCGACUACGCUGAUUCGCACAAGAAUAAAAGCUGGCAGGGGUAUGCGGCAAUGGAGGCAAAGAUUGCCGACACUCUCAGGGAAGGAAAUCACCGUAAAAAAGUCACAUUUGGAGGUCACAACUCUGGCAUACAAUUUGGUGUGAAUACUGGUACGAUCAGCGGAUUGAACUUUGAGGCCAAGUAA